CCCUCCAGGAAGUCGGCGCGGGCCAGGCGGCCGGUGGAAGCCGGUACCGGGAGGAACUACAGCGUCGCCGCCUGGGUCGUGCCGCCGCGGUGGGCGCUGCGCUCUGAGCGCAGGCCUCGUAGCGACCGCCCAGCCGCCCUCUGUCCGCGAUGGAGGUGCCGGCCGCGGGCUGCGUUUCCUGCGAGGGCGCCCCGACGGCUACCGUGGCCGAGGUGCGCUGCCCGGGGCCCGCGCCGCUGCGCCUGCUGGAGUGGAGGGUGGCGGCGGGCGCGGCUGUGCGCAUCGGCUCGGUGCUGGCCGUGUUCGAGGCCGCCGCCUCCGCGCAGCCCGCUGGGGCGCCUCAGUCCCGUGCAGCCUCCGGGGGCUGCGUGCGCCCCGCGCGGCCGGAGCGCAGGCUGAGGUCGGAGCGCGCGGGCGUGGUGCGGGAGCUGUGCGCGCAGCCGGGCCAGGUGGUCGCUCCAGGAGCGGUUCUGGUGAAAUUGGAAGGAUGCAGCCACCCGGUUGUCAUGAAAGGCCUGUGUGCUGAAUGUGGCCAAGACCUCACCCAGUUGCAGAGUAAGAACGGGAGGCAGCAGGUGCCACUGUCCACGGCGACCGUGUCCAUGGUGCACAGCGUGCCGGAGUUGAUGGUGAGCUCCGAGCAAGCGGAGAAGCUGGGAAGAGAAGACCAGCAGCGACUGCAUCGGAACCGGAAGCUGGUGCUCAUGGUGGAUCUGGACCAGACGCUGAUCCACACAACUGAGCAGCACUGUCAGCAGAUGUCGAAUAAAGGCAUCUUUCACUUCCAGCUGGGCCGGGGGGAGCCCAUGUUGCACACGCGCCUGCGUCCGCACUGCAAGGACUUCCUGGAGAAGAUCGCCAAGCUGUACGAGCUGCACGUCUUCACCUUCGGCAGCCGGCUGUACGCACACACCAUCGCAGGCUUUUUAGACCCCGAGAAGAAGCUUUUUUCUCAUCGAAUAUUAUCCAGGGAUGAAUGCAUUGACCCGUUUUCUAAAACGGGAAACCUUAGAAAUCUCUUUCCUUGUGGAGACUCAAUGGUUUGCAUUAUUGAUGAUCGAGAAGAUGUCUGGAAGUUUGCCCCCAAUCUGAUAACUGUGAAGAAAUACGUGUACUUCCAGGGCACAGGUGACAUGAAUGCGCCCGCUGGGUCCCGAGACUCUCAGACGAGAAAGAAAGUAAAUCAUUCUUCUCGAGGCACCGAGAUCUCAGAGCAAGCUCCACCCGUGAGAGAGCCCGAGGCGGGAAUGCAGGCCCCUGGAGUGGAGCCCAGCAAUGGCCUGGAGAAGCCAGCUCAAGAGCUGAACGGCAGUGAGGCCGCCGCCCCGCAGGACUCGCCCCGCCCCGGGAAACCGGACGAGAGGGACACCUGGCCCCCUGCCCAGGCCCCCACCAGCAGCGGAGAGCUGGCAGGCACUCCUGAGCCCCAAGGAUCCUGUGCGCAGGGUGGCCGGGCAGCACCGGGACAGCGGCUUGCCCAGGGUGCCACGGGCACUGACCUGGACUUCGACUUAUCCAGCGAUAGCGAGAGCAGCAGUGAGUCCGAGGGCACGAAGUCUUCCUCCUCCACCUCUGACGGCGAAAGUGAGGGGAAGAGAAGCCGGCAGAAGCCGAAGGCCGCCCCAGAGGGAGCCGGGGCGCUGGCACAGGGCAGUUCCCUGGAGCCGGGGCGGCCUGCAGCACUGAGUCUCCCCGGAGAGGCCGAGCCCGGCACGCAUGCCCCAGACAAGGGGCCCGAGCUGGGUGGGCAGGAGGAGGGCGAGCGGGACGGCCUCUGCGGCCUGGGCAAUGGCUGUGCCGACAGGAAGGAGGCGGAGACGGAGUCACAGAACAGCGAGCUGUCGGGUGUUACCGCGGGCGAGUCCCUGGACCAGAGCGUGGAGGAGGAGGAGGAGGAGGAGGAGGAGGACACGGACGAGGAUGACCACCUCAUCUACCUGGAGGAGAUCCUGGUGCGUGUGCACACCGACUACUACGCCAAGUACGACCGCUUCCUCAACAAGGAGAUCGAGGAGGCACCAGACAUCCGCAAGAUCGUGCCGGAACUCAAGAGCAAGGUGCUGGCCGACGUGGCCAUCAUUUUCAGUGGGCUGCACCCGACAAACUUCCCGAUAGAGAAGACGCGGGAGCAUUACCACGCCACGGCGCUGGGAGCAAAGAUCCUCACUCGGCUGGUGCUGAGCCCCGACGCCCCUGACAGGGCCACGCACCUGAUCGCCGCGCGGGCUGGCACAAAGAAGGUGCUGCAGGCGCAGGAGUGCGGACACCUGCACGUGGUCAACCCUGACUGGCUGUGGAGUUGCCUGGAGCGCUGGGAUAAGGUGGAGGAGCAGCUCUUCCCGCUCAGAGACGACCACACCAAGGCACAGAGGGAGAACAGUCCUGCAGCCAUUCCCAACCGGGAGGGUGUGCCCCCCACCACCUUGUUCCACCCAGUGCCGGUUCUUCCCAAGGCCCAGCCUGGCCCUGAGGUUCGAAUCUACGAUUCCAACACGGGGAAGCUCAUCAGGACGGGCGCCCAGGGGCCCCCAGCGCCCCCCAGCUCCCUACCCGUCCACCAGGAGCCCUCUUCCUUCAGAGCGGUUCCGCCACCCCAGCCGCAGACGUUUGGCGAAGAGCUGCCUGACACUCCGGACGGAGAGCAGCCUGGCCCUUCUAGAAGAAAGCGACAGCCCAGUAUGUCUGAGACAAUGCCGCUGUACACUCUUUGUAAGGAGGAUUUAGAGAGUAUGGACAAAGAGGUGGACGACAUCCUCGGGGAAGGCAGCGACGACAGCGACAGCGAGAAGAGGAGGCCUGAGGAGCAGGAGGAGGAGCUCCAGCCCCAGACGCCAGGGGCUCGCAGGGAGCGGACACUUGGGGCAGCGGCGUCCAGCGAGAGGAGCGCGGCAGGCGGCCGGGGGCCCAGAGGCCACAAGAGGAAGCUGAAUGAAGAGGACGCCGCCAGCGAAUCCAGCAGGGAGUCCAGCAACGAGGACGAGGGCAGCAGCUCCGAGGCCGACGAGAUGGCCAAGGCACUGGAGGCGGAGCUCAACGACCUCAUGUGAGCGCGGGCGGCCGGCAGGGACUGGAGCCUGGCUGGCCUCCAGCAGAAUUCGGACGUCCCCCGACCAGCCCUCGGUCUCGGUCCACGCGGCUUUCUUCCCAAAGGAAACGUAUAUUUGCAGAGCUCCACAUACAGAAACACAUUAUUUUGCAGAAAUAGGCGUUUUUAAGAAGUUUUACUACAGGAUAGUGACAGGUGUUAGAGGCCCCGGUGUGCUGUGCCAAAGAGUUCAGCAGAGGCUCGCGUGGCCCAGGCCGGCGCCGGCGGCUGUCCUGGUAAGGGGUGGUUGGUGUGUGUUCCUCUGUGUACCAGAGCACACUCCUCGAGACGGCUUUGGACUAGGAGUUGAAACGGGACAGCGUGCGUGCACCCAGCGCCGAGCCCGGCACAGACGUCCCCGUCGCUCCGUCCUGGGGAUGUUUCCGGGGAACGCCAUGAGUCUCGGGCAGCCUGGAGCUUCCUGCAGCUUCCUAUGCAGGGUCCACGCCACAUGACCUGGGCUGCCACCCUGCCCUCCUCCCACUGGCAUCCUGGCAAGGGGGCGUUGCUUUUCCCGGGCGACCUUUUAUGUCUUGGAGAGACCUGAUGUAAAGUUUCUGUAAAUCUAUUUCAUAUCUGACCCACCAAGCAGAUUUUUCUUUCAUUUAAUAAAAAUCCUUUUUGUAAGUUCUCU
Piliocolobus tephrosceles (Ugandan red Colobus) is the source of this 3719-nucleotide messenger RNA. RefSeq names its product CTD phosphatase subunit 1 (gene CTDP1). The transcript has 13 exons. The record is from RefSeq and is a predicted model, not a curated record. The coding region runs from base 150 to 3047 and encodes 965 amino acids. NCBI's taxonomy places the organism in Eukaryota, Metazoa, Chordata, Mammalia, Primates, Cercopithecidae. Gene Ontology annotation, molecular function: RNA polymerase II CTD heptapeptide repeat phosphatase activity. Gene Ontology annotation, cellular component: nucleus.